Messenger RNA from Moneuplotes crassus, 513 nucleotides. Lineage: Eukaryota; Ciliophora; Spirotrichea; Euplotida; Euplotidae. The record is from the annotation of a GenBank genome assembly.
UUAAAAGCCUUAUAAAAUUUCUACUCUUAUGUAUGGAUGGCAGCAAAAUUCGAAGAUCCAUCAUUCCUUAGACUGCCACACUAAUAUUUUCUAAACACCUGGUUACUUCUAGGCUGUCGGGAUAACCACUCUUGCAUUAAUAAUAAAAGUUGUACAGAAGGAUGGCUAAGCACUUAAUCUUUGAGAAAAUAAUAAGUAGUCUCUUAAUUACUAAACUUGUAAACUCAGCUUAUAAAAUACGAAGUUUAAAUUGUGACGAAAGUGCUAUUGAUAAAAAUUUGCUCUUUCAUGGCCACCCUUAUCCAUGCUUGAGAAGAUUAUUCAGGCUCAUCUCUGAUAAAAGCCUUCUCAAGUUUGCUUUUAUAUCGAAACUAUUCAUAAUUCAGGAUGUUAUCUCACUCUUCUCAAAUCCUGAUAGACUGCACAGAGAGACUGCAUUCGUCAAAGUCGCUUGAGGAGAGAGCAUCACACUCUUGAGAUAGACUAUUCUUAGAAAUCUUAAUAUUGACGUUA